This is a messenger RNA of Gloeophyllum trabeum ATCC 11539, 1929 nucleotides long. RefSeq names its product Ku DNA-binding complex, Ku70 subunit. Gene Ontology annotation, biological process: double-strand break repair via nonhomologous end joining; telomere maintenance; cellular response to X-ray. The record is from RefSeq and is a predicted model, not a curated record. The annotation marks the transcript as partial. Gene Ontology annotation, cellular component: Ku70:Ku80 complex; nucleus. The transcript has 18 exons. Lineage: Eukaryota; Fungi; Basidiomycota; Agaricomycetes; Gloeophyllales; Gloeophyllaceae. Gene Ontology annotation, molecular function: DNA helicase activity; double-stranded DNA binding; damaged DNA binding.
AUGGCUCCAUUUGACGACUGGAAUAAGAUUGACGAAGACGACGAAGACGAGCUGCAGGACACAUCGUGGCUCGAGGGCAAAAAAGAUGUUAUCCUAUUUUGUAUAGACUGCUCUGAGUCUAUGCUUGAGAGUUAUGACGACCCGAAGUACGAAGACACGAAAACAUGUCAUUUGUACUCCGCCCUGGAAGCUGCGAUGCAGAUCCAGAAGCGUAAGGUCCUUGUCGGCCCGAACGAUUCGGUCGGGAUUAUGCUGUUCAACACUACCAGAAGAAACGAGUCUACCUCUCAGGGGUCUGAGAUCAAACACAAUAACUUUGUCUAUCAGCCUAUUGCACAAAUCAGCGCACCAAAGGUCUUAGAACUCAUGCAAUUGCUCGAUGCUGCCAGAGAGGAUCCCGAGUACUUGCGUGAAACAUUCCCUCCCCUAACGGGGAAGCGAGUACCUAUGGGAGACGUAUUCACCAGUUGCAAUUGGGUACUACGUGAUGGAGCACCGAAAACCGCGACAAAGCGUGUGUUCCUGAUCACAGACGAGGACAAUCCACAUCCUGGCAUCGGAGGGCAGAGACUCCUGACCUCCGCACAGACAACACUGCUUGAUCUCACGCAAGCGGGGGUCAACGUGGAGCCUUUCUUUAUCAGUACGGAAGAAAAGCCCUUUGACACGAGCAAGUUCUACUCUUCCGUCUUGCUGCCCACGAACCUUGAAGAUGCAGAUGACGACCCCGACUCGCCUGCUUCUGUGCUGCCCGAGUCGAUCUCCAUUACUCGAAUAGAAGACCUGAUCUCCCAGAUGCGAAUAUAUGAAGUACCGAAACGCUCGCUAUUUAAUGUGCCUUUCCAGCUUGCCGACGGGUUUGUCAUUGGCGUCAAAGGGUAUGGGCUAGUAACAGAACAGACGAAAGGAUCGUAUAGAUAUUUUGUUGAUCUGGGGGAGAAGAUGGAGGUGGCUGAAUCACGGACGGUCUACGCCGAUGACGAACCAGAAGAAGUGCCAAAGCCUGAGAUCCUCUACGGUAUGACACUGGGCGGUAAUCCUGAUGAAAAUGAAGCCGGGGGUCGCCUCGUUCCAGUUGGCUGUCGGGUAUUUUAUACCGCAGAGGAAGUGAAGACGUUUCGCACAUUGGGCUUGGAGCCAGGAAUAAAGCUGCUCGGCUUCAAGGACAGAUCGGAGUUGCUUUUUGAGGAUAAUGUCAAGCACUCGACUUUCGUGUAUCCCGAUGAAAUGACAUAUUCCGGAAGUAAACGGACGUUCGCCGCUUUGUUGAAGUCUAUGAUUAAGAAGGACAAGAUUGGUCUAGCACUGGCCUUGCUGCGGCGAAAUUCAUCACCCAUCUUUUGCGCAUUGCUUCCGCAAGAGGAGAAACCAGACGAGACGGGUUGGAUGGAGCCCUCCGGAUUUCACCUCAUCCCGCUGCCCUUUGCGGAUGAUAUCAGAGCUGCGCCCAUAGACGAAGCCUUGCGCACACCGGAAGAUAUCAGAGAUGCGGCUAAAGCCUGGAUACAUAAGUUGUCUGUGAAGAACGGUACUUACCCCCCAGAUGCUUACCCAAAUCCCGCGUUGGCGUACCAUAACGCCCAGCUGGAGGCAAGCGCGUUCAGAGAAGAAUAUGACCCAGAGACAUUCGAGGACUUGACAAUUCCGAAGUAUGAUAUGAUCCACAAGCGAGCCGGUCCGCUCAUGAAAGAUUGGAAGCUCGCACUCGUAAAUGAUGAAUCAUCGCACAUAACAAUUGCCACAACCGGGUCAAAGCGCAAGGCUGACAUCAGCGUUGGAGAAGCGGAAAUUCGGUCGAAAUACGAGUCUGGAACUCUGAGCAAACUCCGAGUGGAUCAGCUCAAGGAGUUCUGCAAGAGCAAAAGCUUACCUGUCUCUGGUAAGAAGGGUGAAUUGAUAGAUAGGGUCGCAGAAUGGCUCGAUUCCCAU